AUAUCUGUAGCAGAAUUUGUUGACAGUUAGUGUAACAGUUUUAUAGUCAGCUACGUAGAGCACAGUUCUUGAAAAACUUUUAUUUUUUUUUUUCCCCGAUUCAUGUGUAAUUUGUUGUUUGUGUGUCUAUCCCAAGAGAGUUAAGUAAUUGUUUCGAAAGACGUUGUCCAAAUUGAACGUAUUCUAAGGCAGGCACACACAGCGCGUAAUCCGUCUCCCCAGAACAGGAAGAGAGAACUAACAGAUCAGAAAGCUAGCAGCCAGCACCACCUGCAACAAUAUGAGCAGCACCAAGAGAUUCAACCUGAGCCAGAUGGCCUUGCAGAGCAGCUGCGCCCACAAUGCGCUCAAGUCGGUGCGCAAACUCUACAUGAGAUCAGGAGCGACAAAUGUGGCGCUGCUGAGGCAGACGAGCGCCCCCACGGAAAAGAAGCCCGUGGAGUUGAGUGGACCGCCGGCGACUAAGGCUGCGCGCGUUGGCCACUUGAGCAAGGUGAUUGGCGUGAAGAAGACGCUGGUCAAUCAGAUGCAGGGCAUGGUGCAGAGGAUGCAGCCGCACGUCCGUUCGCAGAGCUUGCUCCUGUCGCAGAAGAGCAACGGCUCCAAGUACAGAAUCUACGGCCAGACGCGUCUCUUUUCCUCGAUGAGCAGCCUGGCCAGCAGCAGCACAGUGCUCCAUCCCGCCUCGAGGCAGUUGCCCCUGCUGCAGCGUCGUCGCCUUUCCCAUGCCAGCUACCAGCCGAGGGCGUUGCCGCAGGGCUCGGUGGUGCAGCAGCGGUACAGCCAGCUUGGCCACAUGUACGACAGGCGGAAAGGUGAGAUGGCCAAGGACAUAAGUCGUUCCAUACAGUCGGAGCUGAUGGACGUCGAUCUGACAACGAAGCGGCUCAUCAGCUGUGCCCGCAACAAGCCGGACUUGCUGGCCGAGCAGAGCGAGCAGGAGGCGCAGCGCCAGCGACAGCAAAUGGAGCAGCAGGAAAUGCAGCUGCGGAUAAAUCAGCAACACCAUCAGCAGCAUCCGCUGCGCUACAAUCCGUUCAAGAUCUGGAAGCAGCAGCGCUCGGCCAGGCCGGCGGCCAAAGCCACAGUUGACGAAGCUGAUCAGCCGCAGGAGGAGGAGGAGGAGCUGGAGGGCAAACGGCGGAAUCGCAAGCUAAAGGCCAAACUGAGCGAACUCUAUGCCAGCUCCGACAAGAAGACCCGCAAACUGCAAUACCAGAGCGCACUGACGGCGGAGUUGUCUAAGCGAAUUGCAAAUUAAAGAGCGUAAAAUUGA
This is a messenger RNA of Drosophila navojoa, 1276 nucleotides long. RefSeq lists its product as uncharacterized. NCBI's taxonomy places the organism in Eukaryota, Metazoa, Arthropoda, Insecta, Diptera, Drosophilidae. The record is from RefSeq and is a predicted model, not a curated record.